Molecule: messenger RNA, 606 nt
Organism: Seminavis robusta
Lineage: Eukaryota; Bacillariophyta; Bacillariophyceae; Naviculales; Naviculaceae
Source: the annotation of a GenBank genome assembly
AUGAAGACUGCCAUCCUCGCUACUCUUAUCGCCUCUGCCGCCGCCUUUGCUCCUGCCAAGGAUGUUGUCCGCAGCAGUGCUUUGAAGGCCUCCCCUUUCGAAGGCGAAUUGGGAGCCCAAGACCCCAUUGGCUUCAUUGAUCCCCUUGGUUUGGUAGAGGACGGUGACCAAGCAACCUUCGAUCGCCUGCGAUAUGUUGAGUUGAAGCACGGACGUAUUGCCAUGCUUGCCAUCGUUGGAUACUUGACCACCGAUGCCGGAGUCCGUCUUCCAGGUUUGCUCGCGUUCGAUGGAACCACCUUUGCUGACAUUCCCUCUGGAAUUGAUGCUCUUGGUGCCCUCCCCACCGCUGGAUUGGGACAAGUCAUUCUGUUCAUUGGUCUUUUGGAAGCACGCAUCAUGAAGGACAUCACUGGUGGAGAAUUCCCAGGUGACUUCCGUAAUGGAUACAUUGACUUUGGCUGGGACAAGUUCAGUGAGGAGGAGAAGUUCCAGAAGCGUGCUAUUGAAUUGAACAACGGACGUGCUGCUCAAUUCGGAAUCUUGGGAUUGAUGGUCCACGAAAAGAUUGGAGUCUCUCUUUUGCCCGCGGGAGCCGUUCAUUAA